Baudoinia panamericana UAMH 10762 is the source of this 407-nucleotide messenger RNA. RefSeq lists its product as uncharacterized. The transcript has a single exon. The coding region runs from base 146 to 391 and encodes 81 amino acids. Lineage: Eukaryota; Fungi; Ascomycota; Dothideomycetes; Mycosphaerellales; Teratosphaeriaceae. The record is from RefSeq and is a predicted model, not a curated record.
GGCGCUUCGAUUCGAAUUCUGCGACGUCGGCAAGCAGAGUGCAGAAGAACUCGUCAGCAGUAUCACAACGACGCUGCCAUGAUGCCUCUUCGUCCUCAUCAUAACCUUCUUCCUCUCGGAACUGGUAGGCUACAAUGGCCUUGACAUGCUGAUGUACCCGGGCUUUCACCUCACCUUCGCUUCGAAACAUCACCUCUACUCUGAAAGGGGUGUUUUGCAGCUCAGAGGCGGCCAUGAACUCAGAUGGUACACUUGUGCCGCGAGCACCUGCGCUGCUCUCGGGCGCUGCAUUUGUUUCAUUGAGACAGCAGUUCAUAGUCGACGAUUUCCUGACGCCGGCGGCUCCAAGACAGGCAACCGGACCGUUAAUCGGGUACUGCUUCCAGAGUGAUCUCGUGUCCUCGAUU